AAUUGAGUAUAAAAGCUAAGCUUCACUUGAGUUGAAGCAUCAGUCAAUCAACAGCUUUCUUCUAGUUUCCAUAGCAGCAGAACCAAAGAUUGAGAUCAUGUUCAAGCUGAGCCUUUUCGCUAUUGCACUCAUUGUGCUGGAUGCAGCCAAUGCUGGCACCUUGGAAUGGCCCGCCAAUCUUGUGGCUCUCAGCCAGCCGAAGUCCUCGCAAGUGUUGCCUCUGCCCGUCAGCGAGGAGUCCGCUGAGAUUGCAACUGAGAGCAGUGCCAAUGCCAAUAGCGCUGCUGCAGCUGCCGAGUCCGAUGAAGAUGAACUCUCUGAGGCAUCCAGUGGCAAUGCGGAGGCUCUCGAUGCUCGUCUAGUUUCAGCUGUGCCACUCUCCGUUCCCUUGCCACUGAUUGUUGCCGCUCGCCCAGGACUCCGCACCGUUCUGACCAUUCGGGAACCCGCCUUGGCCAAUGUGGGCAAUAUUGUGGAGCAUGUGCCCACAGCUAUCUCGCAUCAAAGUCAGACUGUUGUCCAUGACCAUAGACGUCUCGUCACUCCGAUUGUGGCUCCCGCUGUGCGCACCACACAGCUUGUUCGCCAACAGCCGCCCUUGGUCUGGACUGUGUCCGCUGAUCCCCGCCUCGUUCUGCUGCGCAACUAGACAGAGAUAAGGACAACAACGUUGACAACAAGAUGAAACCAAAGAGAAAACAAUUGCCAAAUUAUUUCUAUUAGCUAACCGAUCUACUCUACUCUAACUUUUCUGCCUUUUUUAUGCUGUACCUGCCAUUUUCUACUACUUUAGUCUCUCUCUAGUUCGCUUCUCUUCUCUUCUUAUCUGUACUGUUCUUUUUUUUCUGGAAUAAAGAAUUCGAAUUUGCAA
This is a messenger RNA of Drosophila nasuta, 871 nucleotides long. It is a transcript of the gene retinin, whose product is annotated as cornea-specific protein retinin. The record is from RefSeq and is a predicted model, not a curated record. The transcript has 2 exons. Lineage: Eukaryota; Metazoa; Arthropoda; Insecta; Diptera; Drosophilidae. The coding region runs from base 98 to 649 and encodes 183 amino acids.